Molecule: messenger RNA, 2277 nt
Organism: Ochlerotatus camptorhynchus
Lineage: Eukaryota; Metazoa; Arthropoda; Insecta; Diptera; Culicidae
Exons: 1
Coding region: 1-2277 (758 amino acids)
Biological process (GO): DNA integration
Molecular function (GO): nucleic acid binding
Source: RefSeq, a predicted model, not a curated record
AUGAGUGAACUAAACUCAAAUUUGAGUCGUUCUCAUUCGCCGUGUGCACUUCCCCGCAAGCUGCAAGAAAAAUGGAAAAAUUUUCAUGCUACUCUCCAUUUACUGAGUGAAGUUCGUGUUCCACGAUUCGUCUCGCUGCCUAACGCUAUUAGCAUUCAGCUUCACUUCUUCGCCGACGCCUCCAAGGGAGCGUAUGGGACCUGCUGUUACGUGCGGGCCGAAACUAGUGACGGUGUUUCAAUUCAACUUCUGACGGCCAAAUCCAAGGUUGCGCCGUUAUCCAGUCGGCAUUCGAUAGCCCGGCUAGAACUCUGCGCUGCACGAUUAUCGACGCAGCUCUACAAGAAGGUGAAUGCUGCCCUGAAGAUAUCUGCCACUGCUUUCUUCUGGACGGAUUCCACCACCGUUCUUCAAUGGCUACAAUCAUCGCCUAGCCGUUGGAAGGCAUUCGUAGCGAAUCGAGUAGCGCAAAUCCAGCACGCAAGCGACGUGAACUGCUGGAAACACAUUGCUGGCAUCGAGAACCCUGCUGAUGAUAUCUCGCGAGGACUGAAUCCAGUGGACCUUCUGCAAUGCAAGCGCUGGUGGAACGGUCCUGAGUGGCUGUCACGUGCUCCGGAAGCCUGGCCGAAACCAAUUCCAUCCGAAGAAGAAACGGGAGCGACUGAUGAAGAAGUUCGUAAGGCAACACUCGUUGCGAUGACCGUUGUUCAGGUGGACUUCUGCGACGAUUUGUUUGCUCGUUACUCUGGUUUCUCCAAGCUUCGUCGUGUUACAGCUGUCUGCUUACGCUACGUUCGUUCUUUACGAGAACGUGCAUCGCUGCGCCGUUCAGAUCCGGACAAGUACACCAGCAUCGGCAUUCAAGACAAGCCAAUUCCUCCACUCACCACCAUGGAACUUCAACGUGCAGAACUACGCCUAUGUCGUCUAACACAACAGCAGACAUUUUCAGAAGAGAUUUCCGAUCUUGUCAGUGGUGAAAGAGUCGUUAAGUCAUCCAAGCUGAAGUGGCUGAGACCAUUCAUCGAUCAAGACGGUAUCCUUCGUGUUGGUGGCCGGCUGCGAAACGCUGAACUCUCCGACUUUGUCAAGCAUCCGAUCGUGCUCGCUGCCAAACAUCCACUGUCGACUCUGCUGGCUAGUUAUUUUCACUUGAAGCUUCUGCACGCAGGCCCGCAACUCUUGCUAGCCACUCUCCGCCAGAAGUAUUGGAUUCUGGGCGGCAGAAAUCUUGUAAAAUUCGUCUUUCACCAUUGCCACACUUGCUUUCGUAGCAAGCCCACACUAGUCCAGCAGAGCACAGCAGAUCUACCGGCAUCCCGAGUCUCACCAACUCGACCCUUUUCCGUCUGCGGCGUUGAUUACUGUGGACCGUUCUUACUGAAGUCACCCGUCCGCAAUCGCAGCCCAACGAAGGCAUACGUAGCGAUCUUCGUCUGCUUCGCUACAAGGGCUGUGCACAUCGAGCUAGUGAGUGACCUUACUACAGCGGCAUUCCUAGCAGCUCUUCGUCGAUUAGUCGCCCGCAGAGGAAAGGUUGCUGAACUGCAUUCAGACAACGCCACUACGUUCAAAGGAGCCUCGCACGCACUGUACCGUGUCUACCAGAUGCUGAAGGUGAACGAUUCCGACCGUGAGAAAGUCCUGAACUGGUGUUCCGAGAACGAGAUCCGUUGGAAAUUUAUUCCACCUCGAGCGCCUCACUUUGGAGGCUUGUGGGAGGCUGCCGUGAAGUCUGCGAAGAAGCACCUGUUGAAGACCAUCGGGAACAUCAGCAUCGGCUACGAAGACAUGUUGACUCUCCUAGCCCAAGUCGAGAUGUGCCUCAACUCCCGUCCGCUAACAUCAAUGCCGAGUGAGCCAUCCGAUAUGGAGGUUCUUACUCCAGGACACUUUCUCGUCGGAAGUAAUUUGCAUGCUGUUCCGGAAGCCGACCUGCGUGGGGUUCCUGACAAUCGCCUAAAUUCGUACGAGCUGACCCAAAAACAUCUCCAGAACAUCUGGUCUCGCUGGUAUCCCGAAUACCUGCAACAAUUGCAGUCACGUGCUAUCAAAGGCUGCAAUCCACCUGUCACUGUGGAAGUCGACAGAAUCGUUAUCGUCAAGGAGGACAACGUUCUUCCAGCCAGCUGGCCGCUCGGUAGAAUUACCAAGCUCCAUCCAGGCAAGGAUGGUGUCGUCCGAGUCGUCACAUUACGAACAGCACCUGGCAAGGACAUCGUCCGUCCAGUAGCAAGGAUCGCUCUGCUACCGUCACCGAAUCCAGCCCUCUAA